GUGCUCGCGGCAGUAAACCACCGCGCGGUGGACGCCUACAUCGCAAAGUUGAGAAGAAGACAAGUCGUCGGCUCGCGUGAAGCGGCUCUAGAAACACUGCGCGUACUUCGCCAGGUCGUAUCAAAAGCACGGUUUUCCAAUAUCGACCAGCUGACCGGGAUUAUUCGUGGCGUAGGCGGACGCUUGGUGGAAGCGCAACCAAAAGAACAUUCCGUCGGCAAUACUGUCCGCAAGAUCUUACAUCAUGUACGAGACGAAUACAACGCCGCGUCGAAAGAAAAACAAAGCACCAACGAGCGGUCUGGCUUCUCGCUCUCCCACUUCGUCCUUCAGGGCCAAGUACGCAAAGAUAUAUGGCCGCUACAGUCUCUGCCGCUUUCCUCAGAAGAAGCUCCAAUAACUCUACGGGAAGACGACUCCAAUGACCCCGACUCUUUUGCAAAAGUGAUGAAGCCGGUGGUUAUGGACGCUAUUCAAGACGUGCUGGACGAGCUGGAGACAGUCUAUGACAACAUCGCAAAAGCGGCGAAGGAGCACAUUAACCCUGACGAGAUCAUCCUGACAAUAGGUCAUUCAAAAACUGUCGAGGCGUUCCUCAAAGCUGCGGCACAUAACCGUAACUACACUGUCAUCGUUGCAGAGACAGGACCCUCAUACAGCGGACACACGAUGGCCAAGGCUCUCUCCUCCGCGGGCAUCUCAACCUUCCUCGUGCCCGACUCCUCAAUAUAUGCACUGAUGUCGCGCGUGACGAAGGUCAUACUCAGCGCACACGCGAUCCUCGCCACGGGCGGCAUGUUCGCCAUCACCGGCUCGCUCCUCGCGGCCACCGCGGCGCGCAUGCACAGCACGCCCGUCGUCGUCUGCGCCGGCCAGUUCAAGCUCACGCCGCUAUGGAACCUGUACCACGAGUACGGCGCGCUCGACUUUGCGGAUCCGAGUAGCGUGCUCGGCUUCGAGGAGGGGAACCUCGUUGACAAGGUCGAGGUCCUAAACCCGUACUACGACUAUGUUGCCCCGGAUUUGGUCGAUGUAUUCGUCACGAACGACGGUGAUCACCCACCAUCAUCGAUCUAUCGGUUGAUUAAGGAGACAUACGAUGACGAAGACACCACGCUA
Messenger RNA from Phanerochaete carnosa HHB-10118-sp, 1119 nucleotides. RefSeq lists its product as uncharacterized. The transcript has 7 exons. The record is from RefSeq and is a predicted model, not a curated record. Gene Ontology annotation, cellular component: eukaryotic translation initiation factor 2B complex. Gene Ontology annotation, biological process: translational initiation. Gene Ontology annotation, molecular function: guanyl-nucleotide exchange factor activity; translation initiation factor activity. Lineage: Eukaryota; Fungi; Basidiomycota; Agaricomycetes; Polyporales; Phanerochaetaceae. The annotation marks the transcript as partial.